Messenger RNA from Rhea pennata, 1377 nucleotides. Its product is annotated as hepatocyte nuclear factor 4-beta-like. Gene Ontology annotation, molecular function: nuclear receptor activity; nuclear steroid receptor activity; zinc ion binding. Gene Ontology annotation, biological process: positive regulation of transcription by RNA polymerase II; anatomical structure development; cell differentiation. Lineage: Eukaryota; Metazoa; Chordata; Aves; Rheiformes; Rheidae. The transcript has 11 exons. The record is from RefSeq and is a predicted model, not a curated record. Gene Ontology annotation, cellular component: nucleus. The coding region runs from base 1 to 1377 and encodes 458 amino acids.
AUGAAGCUUUGUCAGUCCAUCAUGGACAUGGAUAUGCCCGAUUAUGUCGACUCCUUGGAUUCCUCUUAUACCAUGCUGGAAUUUGAAAACCUGCGAGUGCUUCCGAAUAACACUGCAGAGGCCAUCGCAACUGAGUCAACGAACACCAACCUGCUCACCAAUGGCAUCGGCUCCCUCUGCUCCAUUUGCGGGGAUCGGGCAACUGGCAAGCACUACGGAGCAUCCAGCUGUGAUGGGUGCAAGGGCUUCUUCAGGAGGAGCGUCCGCAAGAACCACGUCUAUUCCUGCAGGUUCAGCCGACAGUGUGUGAUAGACAAAGACAAGAGGAACCAGUGCCGAUACUGCAGGCUGAAGAAAUGCUUCAGGGCUGGCAUGAAGAAAGAAGCUGUGCAGAAUGAACGUGACAGGAUCAGCAUUCGCAGAAGCAGCUACGAGGACAACGGCUCGCUGUCAAUCAAUGUCCUCACUCAGGCUGAAGCCAUGGCACAGCAGUAUUCGUCGCUGAGUCCCACGCACAGCGCAGACAUUGCAAUGAAGAAGGUCGCAACCAUCAAUGAUGUGUGCGAGUCCAUGAAACAGCAGCUUCUGGUCUUGGUGGAGUGGGCAAAAUACAUCCCAGCGUUCUGCGAGCUCCCGCUUGACGACCAGGUUGCCUUGCUCCGAGCCCACGCAGGGGAACAUCUGCUCCUUGGGGUAGCCAAGCGGUCGAUACCAUAUACUGAUUUUCUAUUAUUAGGGAACGACUUCAUCAUCCCAAUGCACUGCCCAGAACUGGAGAUUGCUCGUGUGGCCACCAGAAUCUUGGACGAAUUGGUGAAGCCCUUGAGAGACAUCCAGAUAGACGACAAUGAGUACGCUUGCCUUAAAGCCAUCAUUUUCUUUGAUCCGGACUGCAAAGGCCUGAGUGAGCCCGGGAAGGUGAAGAACAUGCGAUUCCAGGUCCAAGUCAACCUGGAGGACUACAUCAACGAUCGCCAGUACGACUCACGAGGCCGGUUCAGCGACAUCCUCCUCCUCCUGCCACCACUUCAGAGCAUCACCUGGCAGAUGAUAGAGCAGGUCCAGUUCGUGAAGCUCUUUGGAGUGGCGCGGAUUGACAGCUUGCUGCAGGAAAUGCUGCUGGGAGGAACUACCAUCGAUCUCCAGUACCAAGCAGGACCUCCCAACCUCAGCCUGGACCCUCUGCCGGGACACGUUCUUCCAAGCAGUAUGAGUUCUGUGAUUCACGCUGCUCCAGACCCAUCUCCUGAAACAUCCCUUCCGUCUCCUUCUACAAGCACAGGCAGUGAAGACUAUAAACUAGGCCCUAGCGCAGGACCUGCCACCGUAGCGCAGAUCUUGCCUCAGACAGUUGUACCAAAGCAGGAAAUUUUAUAG